Messenger RNA from Lodderomyces jiufengensis, 504 nucleotides. RefSeq lists its product as uncharacterized. The record is from RefSeq and is a predicted model, not a curated record. The transcript has a single exon. Bases 1 to 504 code for a protein of 167 amino acids. NCBI's taxonomy places the organism in Eukaryota, Fungi, Ascomycota, Pichiomycetes, Serinales, Debaryomycetaceae.
AUGUCAUCAUCAACAUCAACAACAAACAACAACAACACAUCACACACAACCCUUUUAACACAAGCCAAAACAAAUCAAUACGAAGAUUUAAAGAAAUCACAACAAUAUUCAAAACUACUUCAAUCAUUACUAAAACAAUUCAUAGCAUCAAAUUCAAAUUCUUCUCCUAAUCUGAAUUUAUUAGAUAAAUUUCAAACUAUAUUACAAUUAGAUCAAAACAUUGAUAAUCAAUUAAAUAAUGAUAUUUCUUUUAAUUUUUAUGAAUUAAUUAAAAUUAAAAAGAAGUUGGAAAAAUUCAUCAAGAAUUGUGAGACUGAAAUAAAUAAAGUUAAUCAAACAAAAGUAAUUAAUGGAGAUCAUGAAAUAGAUGAUUUUAAUUUACAAAAAAGAUGUGAGUUUAUUGAUCAAGAUUUAAGAGUUUUGGAAUAUACUUUAAAAUUAAUUGAUGAACAGAGAUCUUCAAGCGGUAACAGAGUAACAGAGAAUACUUCAACUUAUCGAUAG